Molecule: messenger RNA, 543 nt
Organism: Diatraea saccharalis (sugarcane borer)
Lineage: Eukaryota; Metazoa; Arthropoda; Insecta; Lepidoptera; Crambidae
Source: the annotation of a GenBank genome assembly
CUCAAUUUAAGCUUGGCUUCAGUAAAUUAAUGAUAAGGUAUAACUCGGAAUUCGGCUUUCUUGGAAAGAACGACGGUUACUGUCAUUAGGAAUGAUAUCGCUCUCUUGAAAACAAUGCCAAUCAAUUUGGAUAGUUACAAGAAGAUAAGCGCGGUAGACUACUCGACAUUGUUUGGUCAAGAAAUAGUCGCUGCUGGAUACGGUAUCACGAAACAUAGUCACGGUAAUGUAUUUGCGUCCACAUUUCAUCUUAAUAAAAAUUUACAAGUGUUAAAGUUUUUAGUGAGGAAGUGCUCGGAAAAAGGAACAGAUGUCAUUCGUCCAAAUAUGUGUUUAAGUCCCCGAUGUGGAGGGACAUCUGUUGCAUGUGGUGGGGACUCUGGAGGGCCUCUACUACAUCCUUCGGGAAUCGUCGGCGUGUUAACAGCUAGUUCCAGCUUUGGAUGUAGGCCGGAUUUCAAAGCACAUGGAUACACUUUGGAUUUUGGAAUAGCCACCCCCGUUAGUCCCUAUAUACAAUGGAUUCAUGAUACAAUAAAAUGA